AACGAACCGACGAGAGCGAGGAGGAGAAGAUGAUCACGGCCCUAACCUGCAAUGCUUGCUCAACCCCGCUAUCCCCCACCGAAACGCGUGUUAUCUGCCGCGUCUGCGCGAAUUAUGACCUCUGCAGCAACUGCCACACCCUUGGCCGCUCCUCGGACUCUCACGAGGUGCAGCACGAAACCCUGAUCCUCUACCCACCCACCAGCAUCUCCCGGGACUACCACGUGCCUCCAGCUCCUCCACCCCCGCUCCCUCCUCGCUCCGGCAACAACAUUGGAGAGACUAGCCCGCAUCCGUGCCCCGCCCCGCUAGCGGCCCGCAUUCCCACCGCCGCGAGCAAGCUCCUAUCGAGCAACAACACCCCAACGAGGCGCCUAAAGGACCUCUCGGAUGCGGUCUUCGCACAUGUGAGCAGAACCUACCCCGGUGCGAACCAGCACUUACUAAACCCCGGCCAAAUAUCGAAUUUCUACGAACUCACUGGGAAACCACUCAAGGAGAACUCGUUCGGCUUGUGGAUCAACGAAGCGGAUGGUGGUCCCAACAAUACAGAUCCCGAGGUCGCGCAUCUCUACGAUCGCCUGGGGAUCGAGUACUCGCUCAUCACGCGCGUCACUGGAGGGGGCUCGCAGGUGGCGAUAAAUCGCAUGCCCGUGCUCAGUCACCGCGGCUUCAGGCAGCUUCUGGUCUGCGAGAUACUGGAGGACCCGGGGCACGCGCACUCCUUCUUCAACCGGUUGGUACGCCUGGCGAUAGUUGAUGACAGCGGACGGGCGUUCGGGGAACUACCUCGGGGAAUGUUCCCGGCAGAGCCUGACCCGGCUUUCGUGGCCAAGGUCGCAGCGGUCACGGAUGAAUUGUGCGCGCGCGUGAAGGCACUUAUUGCCAGGUUGAAGCGUGAGAAGGAGGAGAAGGACCGGAGGGAGUGGGCCAUGGUACAGGAGGCACUGGCGCAGCGGGAGCGUGAGAAGGAGGAGGCCCAGAGGGAGUGGGCCCUGGCACAGGAGGCCCUGGCCCUCCAGGAGAUGGAGUUCGCGCAGAUGGCUCAGAUCGAGAUGCACAGGGCGAACUUGGAGGCCAUGUGCGCGAUGAAUGAAAAGAAUUUGGCCAACUUGCACUAUGGUAACCAGCUCACGCUGCAGGCGGAUCAAAAUGCAUUGUCGUAUAUUGAGUAAGCGCUAUUUGAUAGUCUGCCCUUCUGUUAUAUCAUAGAGUACUCGAGUUCAGUGCUCUACAAGUAACCUACGAGCUUACUUUUUUCUCCUGUCUUUUUUUACAUUUCUGACUAGUAUUAUCUUUUCUUUUCCCCCUUUUCCCCUUUUCCCCUUUUCCCUUUUUUUUUUUUUCACAAGAAAAAUAAAACAAAUAUAUUUCCUUCCA
This is a messenger RNA of Tuber melanosporum (Perigord truffle), 1380 nucleotides long. RefSeq lists its product as uncharacterized. Gene Ontology annotation, molecular function: zinc ion binding. Lineage: Eukaryota; Fungi; Ascomycota; Pezizomycetes; Pezizales; Tuberaceae. The record is from RefSeq and is a predicted model, not a curated record. The transcript has a single exon. Bases 30 to 1175 code for a protein of 381 amino acids.